Zingiber officinale is the source of this 1964-nucleotide messenger RNA. Its product is annotated as calcium-dependent protein kinase 3-like. Lineage: Eukaryota; Viridiplantae; Streptophyta; Magnoliopsida; Zingiberales; Zingiberaceae. Gene Ontology annotation, molecular function: calcium-dependent protein serine/threonine kinase activity; calcium/calmodulin-dependent protein kinase activity; calcium ion binding. Bases 138 to 1703 code for a protein of 521 amino acids. The record is from RefSeq and is a predicted model, not a curated record. Gene Ontology annotation, biological process: protein autophosphorylation; peptidyl-serine phosphorylation; intracellular signal transduction. Gene Ontology annotation, cellular component: cytoplasm; nucleus. The transcript has 7 exons.
UUCCCCGCACCAGGACGCGACCUAACUCCUCCUCGCCUUCUCAAAAUCCAUUUUUUUCUCUCUCUCUCUUCGAUUUAAUCCCCUGAUGUGGAAGCCGAUCGAGCCUGGCGGUGAUUAGGGUUGGAUCCGGCCGCCGGAUGGGGAACCACCGCCGGUCGCCGACUUUCCUCGCUCUGGACGACGUCCCCGGCCAACCCCACUCCGAUCACUCCGCCUUUUCUAACCACCAUCAUUUCGGCGGGGGCGGCGGAGGCUUCGGCUUCGGCCGUGGAGUUAACCACAAGUGGAUGACCGUCAUCGGCAGCGACGCGAAGUCGGGCGGAGCGAUCGAGGACAAGUACGUGAUCGGCCGCGUCCUCGGCCGCGGGGAGUCCGGCGUCACCUACCUCUGCGUGGAUCGUGACACCAAGGAGCGGUUCGCCUGCAAGACCAUCCAGAAGCGCAAGCUGCGGACGAUGGUGGACGUGGAGGACGUCCGGAGGGAGGUCGCCGUAAUGCGGCACUUGCCCAGGAGCCCCUGCAUCGUCGGCCUACGGGAGGUGCGCGAGGACGACCGCGCAGUGCAUCUGGUGAUGGAUCUCUGCGAGGGCGGGGAGCUCUUCGAUCGGAUUGUGGCGAGGCGAUAUUAUUCGGAGCGUGCGGCGGCUUCCGUCAUCAGGACGAUCGUUGAGGUUGUGCAGCUGUGCCACAAGCAUGGUGUGAUGCACCGCGAUCUCAAGCCGGAGAACUUUUUGUUUGUUGACGACAAGGAGAACUCUCCGCUCAAAGCCAUCGACUUUGGGCUGUCUAUAUUUUUCAAACCGGGAGAAAGGUUUUCUGAGAUCGUUGGAAGCCCAUAUUACAUGGCUCCUGAAGUUCUAAAGCGAAAUUAUGGACCAGAAAUUGAUAUUUGGAGCGCUGGAGUGAUUCUUUAUAUCCUACUUUGUGGAGUUCCUCCAUUUUGGGCUGAAACCCAACAAGGGGUUGCACAAGACAUUCUUCGAGGAGUUAUAGAUUUUGAGCGCGAACCAUGGCCAAAUGUUUCAGAAAGAGCCAAGGAUUUAGUUCGACAGAUGAUGGAACCUGAUCCCCAGCUACGUUUAACUGCAAAACAAGUCCUCGAGCAUCCCUGGCUUCAAGAUGCUAAGAAAAUUCCAGAUGUACCUCUUGGUGAUGUUAUUAAGUCGAGGCUUGAGCACUUCUCAAGUAUGAACAGAUUCAAAAGGAGAGCUUUAAGGGUUAUUGCUGAUAACUUGUCCAUUGAAGAAGUUGAAGAUGUUAAGGAGAUGUUUAAGAUAAUCGACAUUGACAGUGACAGUGUUGUUUCCCAUGAUGAACUCAAAGCUGGGCUUGCUAAGUUUGGUUCACACUUUGCAGAUUGCCAAAUACAGACGCUUAUUGAAUCUGUCGAUGCCGACGGAAAGGGUACCCUUGGUUUUGCAGAUUUCGUAGCUAUUUUUCUUCACUUGCAAAGAGUACUAAAUGAUGAGCAUCUCAGAAAGGCCUUUUCCUAUUUUGACAAAGAUGGCAAUGGCUUUAUUGAACUCGAGGAACUUCACGAGGUCCUAGCAGAAGAUGGAACUUAUGGUAACAAGGAAGUGGCAAAUGCCAUUUUGCAAGAAGUCGAUACCGAUGAGGAUGGCCGAAUAGGUUACAAUGAGUUCGUGGCAAUGAUGAAGACUGUAACAGACUGGAGGAACACUUUGCGACAAUAUUCAAAAUGAGGUAACAACAUUCCCGUGUUCGAUGCAUAUCUUAAUUAUUUUUAGUGGGCUCGGUUCAUCUUGGGGGAUCUGCUCACUCUGUAAGUAGUUCUUCCACUACCAUGGUAGUAGGCCAUUUGCUUGCUUUGUGGCAAACUUUGCUGUAUCAGCUGCACAAAAAAAAAUGCUGUAGAUUAUGGGGUUUGUUCAAUAAGCCAAACGAAGAUGCCACAUGCUGUUUUUCUUAAUAAUGUUAGAAAAAAAAAGAUACCGUGUUUUCUU